Molecule: messenger RNA, 960 nt
Organism: Sorex araneus (European shrew)
Lineage: Eukaryota; Metazoa; Chordata; Mammalia; Eulipotyphla; Soricidae
Product: olfactory receptor 151-like
Exons: 2
Coding region: 1-960 (319 amino acids)
Biological process (GO): sensory perception of smell; G protein-coupled receptor signaling pathway
Cellular component (GO): membrane
Molecular function (GO): G protein-coupled receptor activity; olfactory receptor activity; odorant binding
Source: RefSeq, a predicted model, not a curated record
AUGAGUCAGAAAGAAAGAGACAGACACAGAAAGAUCGCACUCAGGUGCAAUCACUCCAUUGUGACUGAGUUUGUCCUGGAAGGAUUAACACACCGGCCAGAACUCCAGCUGCCUCUCUUCUUCCUGUUUCUAGGCAUCUAUGGGGUCACUGUAGUGGGGAACCUGGGCAUGAUCCUCCUGAUCGCUUUCAACUCCAAGCUCCACUCUCCCAUGUACUUUUUCCUUGGUAAUUUGUCAUUUUUAGAUUUCUUUUAUUCCUCCGUUGUUACCCCCAAACUCCUAGGAACCUUUGUAUGGGAGAAAAAUGUUAUUUCUUAUCCUGGAUGUAUGACCCAACUCUAUUUCUUUUGUGUUUUUACUAUAGGAGAAUGUUUUAUGUUAACUGCAAUGGCAUAUGACAGAUAUGUAGCUAUCUGCAAUCCUCUGCUGUACAAUGUCACCAUGUCCCCAAAGGUGUGCAAUAUGUUGGUGAUUUGGGUCUAUACCAUGGGGACAUGGGGUGCUUUAGCCCACACAAUUGCCAUGACUAAGCUUUCCUUCUGUGGGGACAAUGUCAUCCACCAUUACUUCUGUGACAUACUCCCUCUUCUAAAGCUUUCCUGCUCCAGCACCCAUGUCAAUGAGCUUCUGGUGUUCUAUGUGGGUGGAUUCAAUGUGCUGACAUCAACUUCACCUAUUAUCAUCUCUUAUGUUUUUAUUAUUGCUAACAUUCUUCGGAUCUCUUCUGCUGAGGGCAGGUCCAAAGCUUUUGGUACCUGUGGCUCCCACCUGACUGCAGUUGGAGUCUUUUAUGGCUCUAUCGUCUUUAUGUAUUUUAGGCCAUCCUCCAGCAACAUGGCCCAGGAGCAGGUGGCCUCUGUGUUCUAUACCACAGUGAUCCCCAUGCUGAAUCCCCUGAUCUACAGUUUGAGAAAUAAGGAUGUAAAGAAUGUACUGAGAAACACUUUAGGGAAAAGGUAA